UGUUAAAGCAAGUUAUGACUUUGCGCCGUUAUGGCUGCGCGCCGUUUUGUCCCUUUAUAUUCUCCCUUUAUAUUUUCCCUUUACAUUUUAUCUGUUUACUAGAAAGUUUUUGCCAACAAAAAAAAUUUUUUGGGUUUUUCUUCCUUUUUUAAGACUUCAAAAGACUUUAAAACAAAAACUUCCCUUCUUUUCUUUUAAACCUUCCCUCCCUCUCAUUUACAUAAAAAUUCUAUUUUUUACCCAGUCUAACCGGAUAUACACACAAAACAAUUUUUUUCCUUUUUUUCAGACACACACAAAUACACACAUUUUACUUGACAGCAAACAGAAAAAAUAAAUAAAUUUAUUUGAGGAUAUUCCCUUUCCUUUUCUCUUUUUUGACAACAAGAGUCAAAGCACUUUUACUUGAAAUAAGCUAAACGAGAAAUAAAAGAAAAAAGGUUUUGGGGGCAGACAUUUUACAACAAACACAAAAAUGAUUUAUAAUUCUUUAUAGCUUAUUUUGGGAGGAUUUUCUUCUUUUUUUAUUGAUUUUUCAAGAAAAUUAGCUUCAAAGAAUUUCUCCAAAAAAUCCCCCUUCCCCCUCUAAAUGUGCACAAAAGACAACACAAAUUCAAAACAAAAUGGAUCUUCUUCAACUUCAAAGGAAACAGAAGAAUAUCCUAAACCUUCGUCUUCCAAAGAUUAUAAUAAGGAGGCUGGAAAGGCUGCAAAUGGGGAUAGAAUAAGAGACAAAGACGGGUACAGACAGAGAGCGGCUGCUUUCUGUCUACGAUUAUCUUCAAAUGAUUGCGAUAACCAAAAUAUUAUUAUUGAUGAAUUUGGCAAUAUUCAAAGUGUUAAAGCCCCUCUAGAAGUUCUUUUGGUUAGCGGAAGGAGGGAUGGAAGUGCUGAAAAUUAUUGGGUAUUGCCCGGGGGAGGUGUUGAAUUGAAGGAAAGUACAGAAGAAGCUGUUGUUCGCGAAUUAAGGGAAGAGGCUGGAAUACAGGGCCAAGUGUUAUUCCAAAUUGGAAAAUUUAUUGUAAGAAUGAUUUUUUAUUUUAAAUUUUUUGGAAAGAUGUUUAAAAGUGGAUGGGCUAAUGAACGAAGGUUUUGA
Molecule: messenger RNA, 1096 nt
Organism: Meloidogyne enterolobii
Lineage: Eukaryota; Metazoa; Nematoda; Chromadorea; Rhabditida; Meloidogynidae
Source: the annotation of a GenBank genome assembly